Messenger RNA from Cucumis sativus (cucumber), 1175 nucleotides. Its product is annotated as palmitoyl-monogalactosyldiacylglycerol delta-7 desaturase, chloroplastic. The record is from RefSeq and is a predicted model, not a curated record. Gene Ontology annotation, molecular function: oxidoreductase activity, acting on paired donors, with oxidation of a pair of donors resulting in the reduction of molecular oxygen to two molecules of water. Gene Ontology annotation, biological process: lipid metabolic process. Bases 38 to 985 code for a protein of 315 amino acids. Gene Ontology annotation, cellular component: endoplasmic reticulum membrane. NCBI's taxonomy places the organism in Eukaryota, Viridiplantae, Streptophyta, Magnoliopsida, Cucurbitales, Cucurbitaceae. The transcript is spliced from 4 exons.
CAUUUGCCAAAGGUUCUAAGAAAAUUGCCCAUUGAACAUGCAAACAGUACAGAAACCAAAGGCAAUGGGGAAAUCCCCAAGGUCAUUCAAGAGGAGAAAAUAUACCAAGUUGGACAAAAUCAUUUUCUUUUCCCUAUUCAUCGUCCAUAUUGCCUGUAUUUUUGCACCAUUUCAUUUUACUUGGCCUGCAUUUUGUGUCGCGUUUGCAUUGUACUUUAUUACUGGCUUAUGUAUUAGCGUUUCGUACCAUAGAAAUCUUGCACAUAAGAGUUUCAAACUACCAAAAUCAAUGGAAUACUUUCUCGCUUAUUGUGCGGCACAUGCUCUUCAGGGUGAUCCAAUCGAUUGGGUGAGUACACAUAGAUGUCAUCAUCAAUUUGUUGAUACAGAAAAAGAUCCACAUAGCCCUAUCGAAGGAUUUUGGUUUAGCCAUAUCACUUGGCUUUUUGAUUCUUAUAAUUUGACCAAAAAAGUUUGUCCAAAUUAUUUUACCGAUUUUCAAAAAGUUGAUAGAAGCAUAUUCAUAUGGUUCUCCAAGCAUGGGAGACCCGAUAACGUUCGUGAUUUGGAGAAGCAAACCUUCUAUAGGUUUAUUCAUAAAACAUAUUUUCUUCAUCACAUUCUUCUUGCGAUCCUACUCUAUCAAGUUGGAGGACUUCCAUUUCUUAUAUGGGGCACGUGUGUAAGGAUCGUAGUGCUCAUGCACGUAACAUUUAUGGUGAACUCGGUAUGUCAUAUAUGGGGAAAACGUCGAUGGAAUACUAAAGAUUUGUCAAGAAACAAUUGGUUGGUAGGUUUGCUUGCAUUCGGUGAAGGUUGGCACAACAACCAUCAUGCUUUUGAAUAUUCAGCAAGGUUUGGACUUCAAUGGUGGCAAAUUGAUUUUGGUUGGUAUACAAUUAGGGUUCUUCAAGCCAUUGGAGUUGCCAAAAAUGUUAAACUACCUUCUACAAUUCACAAACAAAGGCUUUUUAUAGACUAUUGAGUCUGCAAUAAAAAAAUCUAUUAAUGUUUGGUAUUCUCAAGACGAUUUGUUUGUUUUUAUUUUGUGUGUGAAGGAUAUAGUGUAAUUAAGCACCCUUAGCAGCAAUUUUGAUUAUAUAGAUGUUGCUAUUGAUGAUCUUUAUAUUUGAAGUUUUUUAUGUUUCUCAUAAAUAAUUGUCUAUUGGUAUUAA